AUGGUCAACUCCUGUUGUGGCUCCAUCUGCUCUGACCAGAGCUGUGGCCACGGCCUCUGCCAGGAGACUUGUUGCUGCCCCAGCUGCUGUCAGACCACACACUGCAGGACCACCUACUGUUGCCCCAGCUGCUGUGUGUCCAGCUGUUGCCACCCCUCUUGCUGCCAGACCACCUGCACCUGCUGCCGCCCCAGCUGCUAUGGCAGUUCUUGCUGCCACCCAAAACCUCCCUCUGACACCAUGGUCAACUCCUGUUGUGGCUCUGUCUGCUCUGACCAGGGCUGUGGCCAGGAGACUUGUUGCCGCCCCAGCUGCUGCCAGACCACCUGCUGUAGGACCACCUGCUGUCGACCCAGCUGCUGUGGCUCCAGCUGCUGCAGGCCCAGCUGCUGCAUCUCUAGCUGCUGCCAGCCCUGCUGUGGGGGUUCCAGCUGCUGUGGCUCCAGCUGCUGCCAGCCCUGCUGCCGCCCCACCUGCUGUGUGUCCAGCUGCUGCCGCCCCUGCUGUGGGGGUUCCAGCUGCUGUGGCUCGAAUUGCUGUGGAUCCAGCUGCUGCCAGCCUUGCUGCCGCCCCACCUGCUGCCGGACCACCUGCUGCCGCCCCAGCUGCUGUGGUUCCAGCUGCUGCCGCCCCAGCUGUUGCUAG
Molecule: messenger RNA, 645 nt
Organism: Prionailurus viverrinus (fishing cat)
Lineage: Eukaryota; Metazoa; Chordata; Mammalia; Carnivora; Felidae
Product: keratin-associated protein 4-2-like
Exons: 2
Coding region: 1-645 (214 amino acids)
Cellular component (GO): keratin filament
Source: RefSeq, a predicted model, not a curated record